UCCAUGAUGACAAUUAAUUUUCAUCGGGUUUCCUAACCGCUUCCCGCAUUGAGAGCCCGUGUGCGUCUGCGCCACAGGCAGCAAUCUGCUGGCUCAUGUCGGGGCUUCAUUUUCUCAAGCUGAUUCACGAACAAUUAUACAGUUCAGUUGUCCGUUGGGCGGAAUCCUCCAGGAGCUUGACAGGGAAAGUGUGGCGUUUGCUGAAACCAUAGGCGUGGUUUUGGAUGAAGAUGCUCUGUCUGCUCCCGCUGGGACUCCACCUGCCCUCACAGCGCGUCCUGAGCUUGAGACACUUCGGAGCGUAUUUUGUCAGAUUAGAUUUUUUGUCAUAGAAGAUACAGAAUUUUUGUCUGUGUGUAGUGUAAUUACAGCUCUGUGGACGUACGGGGAACCCGGUUUGAUCACCUCCAGAGCAGCAGUGGCGGCGCACGGCACUUGGCGGAGAUAAACUAGAGCGGACAGCGCGUCGCUUGGCCUCCAGGCAUCAGCAACAGCAGAAAAAGAACCACAGCGGAGACCCUGGUUCAUGUGUAGGGCUGUUCGACGAGCAUGUCGUGCCCGCAGUGGUUGGCAAGAAUGGAGAUUACACGCAAGAUGCCCAAAAGAUCGCAGUGGCUUGGCUUGCUUGUGGUGGCCACUGUUUUACUUGUAGUGGACGGCAAGAAAGCCAAGCAGCCUCGCUGUCCCUCAUUGUGUACAUGUACCAAAGAUACCGCGUUGUGCGAAAGCGCAGGACUGAUCCCUCGCAGCUUUCCUUAUGAUGUCAUAUCACUGUCGUUCGUGAAGUCUGAAUUCACUGAAAUCCCGAAAGAGAGCUUCAUCCAUACGCCUGCACUGCAUCUGCUCCUCUUUACAGCCAACAAUCUGCAAUCUAUAAAUGAUGAUGCUUUCCUUGGUCUUCCUCAUCUGGAGUAUCUAUUCAUUGAAAACAACCAAAUCAAAUCAAUAUCACCAUAUGCUUUCCGUGGCCUAAAGACCUUAGUGCAUUUGAGUCUGGCCUACAAUAAUCUGGAGACUCUGCCCAAAAAUUUGUUCAAGGGUCUUGAGGCCUUAACAAAGGUAGACUUACGGGGGAACCAGUUUAACUGUGACUGUAAACUGAAGUGGCUGGUGGAGUGGAUAUACAACACCAAUGCCACAGUGGAUCAGAUUUACUGUAAAGGCCCUGCAUCACAGCUGGACAAGAAGAUCAAUGAUCUGGUGCCACAGUCCUUUGACUGCAUCACCACAGAGUUUGCUUCCUAUCAGUCCCUGAAGUUUGAAUCCAUAUCGGUGGAGGCAUUUUCCUUUGAAAAUGACCAGUAUGUGGUGUUUGCUCAGCCCUUCAUGGGGAAAUGCAGCUUUCUAGAGUGGGAUCACGUAGAGAUGGUCUUCAGAAACUUCGAUGAUAUUGACAGCACAUCCACGGUGAUUUGUAAACCGCUAGUCAUUGACAACCAGCUCUUUAUCAUUGUGGCUCAGCUCUUUGGUGGCUCACACAUCUAUAAACGUGACACCUCGGCCAACAAAUUCAUCAAGCUUCAAGGCAUUGACAUAGUCAAAAUCCGCAAACCAAACGAUGUCGAGACUUUCCGCAUCGAUGGAGAAUCCUUCUUUGUCAUCGCAGAUAGCUCCAAGGCUGGGUCCACCACUAUCUACAAGUGGAACGGUAAUGGGUUCUAUUCCCACCAGUCGCUCCACCCAUGGUACCGGGACACUGAUGUGGAAUACAUGGAGAUCUCCUCCAAACCUCAUCUGAUCCUGUCCAGUAGCUCCCAGAGGCCAGUCAUCUACCAGUGGAACAAAGGCACCAAGCUGUUUGAGAGACGCACCGACAUCCCAGAGAUGGAGGACGUCUACUCUGUGAAGCAUUUCCAGGUCAAAUCCGACCUCUUCAUCUGCCUGACACGCUUCAUUGGUGACUCCAAAGUCAUGCGCUGGGACGGGGCCCUCUUUAGAGAAUUGCAGACCAUGCCCUCUCGUGGCUCCAUGGUAUUCCAGCCAUUUUCUGUGGGGAGCUGGCAAUAUGCCAUCCUGGGCAGUGAUUAUUCUUUCACCCAGGUGUACCGCUGGGAUGCCAAGAAGGGUGAGUUUGUCCAUUUUCAAGAGCUGAACAUCCAAGCUCCGAGGGCCUUCUCUCCAGUCUCUAUAGAUAACCGGCAGUUCCUACUGGCCUCCAGUUUCAAAGGAAAAACUCAGAUCUAUGAGCAUCUGGUCAUUGAUCUUAGCAAUUAAGCAACUGUUUGUUUUUUUGUCUGAUUGAUUGUUUGGUUAUUAUUAGUGGUUUUUGUGGUUAAAGAAUGGUUGCAACACUAACAGUGAUCAUCAUUUGAUCCUAACUUGAGAAAGGCAGGCAUUACUUGUAUUUAUUUUUUUAAACCUUCAGUUGAAAUCUGUGCAUGGUAAAUGUAAAAGAUAAGCAUGUAUCUCAACCGAAUAUAUUUGGCUGAGAUGCACGUUGUGUUUAACGCAUGCAUCUCAAGUUAGGAUUAGACCCAAAAUGUCAUCAAGGCAUUAACGCAUGACCAGGACCUCACACAUCUUGAUGAAUGCAACAUCUAUGCUCAUUAAUCCAUUGACCCUAGCAUUGGCCAGUUGGUUAUCUUUUUGUGUUUUGUGUUUUGCGACAACAUUUGUACAUUUGUAAUCAUAUAUUUAUCUACAGAAGUUAAUAUUGAAGUGGUACUUUUUAACCUAGUAACAUGUCUAAAUGAGCAAAUCUGCCAAAAAUGUUUACAUUUUUCUCUUUCCAAUUGUAUGCUAAAAAAUUUGUAAAUGAUGCUUUUGUAAGUUUAAGAGGGAUCACACAGUUAGAUACAGAUUUGUUAUGGAGAAUGAUUUUAUGACCUAUCUUUAGAAUUUAAAAAUUAUCAACAGGAACAUUGUGUGAGAAUCUACCUGUACUGUAUAUCCUUACAACUAAUAUUUUUAUUGUUAAUGGUUUACAUAAUGUUUAAGUACUGAAAUACAGUUUUUCAUAUGAAAUAUGGGAAACAUUUUGGGCACACUUGGAACUAUUUUCACAUCCUAAAAGAAACUGAAAAUACUAUUCCUAAUGAUUUACCUUGGACUAACAUGUAUACAAAAAUAGAUCAACUGUGUCAUGAUUAGUAUUAAGUUACUGACUACUAUCAUGAUAUCUAGAGUCAAUAAAGGUUUACAUAAUUAACUGUUCCCAUCUGAGCUCCCUGCUGGCACUGUGUAGCAUGACAUGGCUUCAGUGUAAAACACAAUCACCUGCUCCUCAAAACAAACUAUAUCUAACACUUAUCUACUUCAUCACCUGAGGUGAAUUGUCAUUUUGAUGU
This is a messenger RNA of Monopterus albus (swamp eel), 3287 nucleotides long. Its product is annotated as leucine-rich glioma-inactivated protein 1-like. Lineage: Eukaryota; Metazoa; Chordata; Actinopteri; Synbranchiformes; Synbranchidae. Gene Ontology annotation, molecular function: protein binding. Gene Ontology annotation, biological process: myelination. The transcript is spliced from 8 exons. Bases 550 to 2214 code for a protein of 554 amino acids. The record is from RefSeq and is a predicted model, not a curated record.